Molecule: messenger RNA, 482 nt
Organism: Ichthyophthirius multifiliis
Lineage: Eukaryota; Ciliophora; Oligohymenophorea; Hymenostomatida
Exons: 2
Molecular function (GO): calcium ion binding
Source: RefSeq, a predicted model, not a curated record
AAAAAAUAUAAACAAUGAAUUUAUCCGAAGAUGACAUUUAAUUUUGUCAAAAAGCAUUUUCUGAUUAUGAUGAAGAUGGUUUAGGAUCUAUAAAUGUUUCCGACUUAAAAUUAGCUUUGGAUAAUAUAGGAUGCUAAUUAAAGGAAGAAGAAUUAUUUAAAAUGAUAAGUGAAGUUGAUGAAUAAAAUACUGGUUAAAUAAAAUUUUCAGAUUUUCUAGCUAUAUAUUAUAAAUUAAAAUAUAAAAAUUUAAGUUAAGACGACUAAGAUACAUUAGAUGCAUUUGUAGCUAUGGGAGGAAACGCAGAUAAAUCCGGAAAAGUAGAUGCAGUUGAACUAAUAAGAAUCGUUAAAGAAGAAUUUUAAAUGACUAUUGACAUUGAAGGACUUAUUAAAGAAGUUGAUGAAGAUGGAUCAGGCGAAAUUGAGUAUUCAGAGUUUUAUUAAUUAUUAUGUUCUGGUUAUGCUAAUGAAGGAAAUUGA